Molecule: messenger RNA, 1902 nt
Organism: Penicillium soppii
Lineage: Eukaryota; Fungi; Ascomycota; Eurotiomycetes; Eurotiales; Aspergillaceae
Product: putative C2H2 finger domain protein
Exons: 5
Coding region: 1-1902 (633 amino acids)
Source: RefSeq, a predicted model, not a curated record
AUGGAGGACCCUCAAGAUUGGACUGACUCCACUGAUGUCCUUCAAGGCAUCAUGUUUCAUGAUAAUGAUGUCAAAUCUUCCUUUGAAGGAAAUAUAGAUUUGCAACUUGGCUCUCUCGACCCUUCCAACUCCUUCUGGUCUUCAAAUCAAUAUUAUUCAUACUCCCGAACAAGCGAUCAAGAUGCUUGGAAUCCGUUGCUGGUCACUGGUGUUCCUACCUCGUCGAUUCCGCAUAUGAGCAUGCCCGUACCCGACCAAGACUGCUGCUACUCUCAACAUCACUAUAGCGAACCCUCCGAAAAUGGCAGCCAAUAUGUGGACAACUACCACUCUGCCGACUCGGGUUAUGGAGGAGCCAGCUGUGCGACACAGUCGGUCGUCACUUCUAGCUAUGGUGUUGAGUCGAGCCCACAUAAGGAUGCGUCGGAGGCCACUUGCGAUCCUCACUUCGGCUCCGGGUCCUCGUAUACGUCCGAAUUUGUCGGGUCGCCGUCUAUGUAUGACACAUCUGUGCGGUGUGAUCAUGCUACGUGCUCUUGGGUUGGUAAAUGUCCUUCGGAUAAGAGGAAACACGAGGCCCGUCAUCGCAAGCUUUUCGUAUGCGAUGAGCCGAAUUGCCCGCGCAAAGAAGGGUUCGGAACUAUCAAUGACCUCGCUCGUCAUAAGAAGUGUGUACACAACAAGGAACCGGAGCGCGGUCCCAAGAUGAUGUACAUGUGUUUUGGAACAAACUGCCCGCGUCCAAACAAGCGGUGGCCACGCUUGGAUAACUUCAAGCAACAUCUGAACCGAAUGCAUCACGACGAAGAUGGAGGCUCACUAUUAAAGAUGUCUAUGGACUGGUAUGAGAAGGUCAUCGGUCGAUCCGGACAGAACUUCGACGACCACACCUCGCACGAUGAAUCGGUAUUCGAAACACAGGAAGACAUGGCCACUGUUCACCCAAGCAUCGAGCUCGAGCCAGAGAAUCUCAUGUCCCAACAAAGAACCGAUAUCUUCACAUUUGGCACUAUCACACCCACACCCACACCUCAAUACAGCACCUCAGCGCCAGGCUCCGAUGCAUCUCAAUUUCCAGCUUUUGGCUCAUUGGGUCUAACAGAGCAGGAGGCCUCGACGGACCGCAGCGCAAAGCCAGAAGGAUCCAUCACAGAUGCAGCCGACAACCUGAUCAAUGCCAUGACGAAAAUGAUGCACAACCGCGGGCGGAAGUCAACUCAAAAUUUGGAUGAGGGCAUUGAUCUCGAUUCAGAUGCUCACCUCUCCCAACCCCAACGCCAAAUGCUACAAAAGGUCCUCUCGGUCGCUCUAGAGCGCCUGUCCGACGAUAAUGAAUCCACCCACGACCCAAGCGAAAAGCAAGGCUGGUUCCAAUGCGACGCAUGUCCAAAGCGAACCCGAUUGCGCUGCGAAAUGAAAAAACAUCAGAAACGCCACGAACGUCCUUACGGCUGCACCUUUCCCCACUGCGCAAAGUCCUUCGGCAGCAAAGCCGACUGGAAGCGUCACGAGAGUUCCCAGCAUCUCGCCGUCCCCAGCUGGCUCUGCACGGUCCACGAUCCGCGCAAAGGAGCAAAUUGCGAGCGCCUCUUUUACCGGCCGGAAGUAUAUACCCAGCACGUGCGACAACAUGGAAUACCAGAAUAUCAAGUUAUCGCUUCGGUGACGAAUAAUCGGCUUGAUUUGGCUGGCCAGUCAGAUUUCUGGUGCGGGUUUUGUAAUCGUCGGAUUCCAUUGAGUCAUGGGCCCGCGGCUUCGGAUGAACGGUUCAAUCAUAUUGAUAUUGAGCAUUUCAAGAAAGGGGAGAGGGGACAGGAUUGGUCUUCGCCUUUGCUUGAGAUGGAUUGCGGGGAAUUGGACCGCAAGGCUCCUGGGCGAAAGCGCAAAUUUGCGGCUGCAUGA